Messenger RNA from Tachyglossus aculeatus (Australian echidna), 2205 nucleotides. It is a transcript of the gene GORASP2, whose product is annotated as golgi reassembly stacking protein 2. The transcript is spliced from 10 exons. NCBI's taxonomy places the organism in Eukaryota, Metazoa, Chordata, Mammalia, Monotremata, Tachyglossidae. Gene Ontology annotation, biological process: Golgi organization. The coding region runs from base 98 to 1447 and encodes 449 amino acids. The record is from RefSeq and is a predicted model, not a curated record. Gene Ontology annotation, molecular function: protein binding. Gene Ontology annotation, cellular component: Golgi apparatus.
GCCACGUCCCAAGUGGAGCGGACGCGGAUCCCCUCGGAAUUCCCGUCAGGAUUCCCGUCAGGAUUCCCGUCCCCUCAGGAUCCCCUCUCCCGCCGCCAUGGGCUCCUCCCAGAGCGUCGAGAUUCCCGGCGGAGGCACCGAGGGCUACCACGUCCUGCGGGUACAAGAGAAUUCACCAGGACACAGAGCUGGACUGGAGCCCUUCUUUGAUUUUAUUGUUUCCAUCAAUGGUUCAAGAUUAAAUAAAGACAAUGACACCCUCAAGGAUCUGCUGAAAGCAAAUGUUGAAAAGCCUGUCAAAAUGCUUGUCUACAGCAGCAAAACACUGGAGCUGAGGGAAACGUCCGUCACUCCUAGUAACAUGUGGGGUGGCCAGGGCUUGUUGGGCGUCAGCAUUCGUUUCUGCAGCUUCGAUGGAGCCAAUGAAAAUGUCUGGCAUGUAUUGGAAGUCGAAUUGAAUUCUCCGGCUGCUUUGGCUGGUCUUAGACCUCACAGCGAUUACAUCAUUGGAGCGGAUACUGUCAUGAAUGAGUCUGAAGACCUGUUCAGCCUUAUUGAAACCCACGAAGCAAAACCGUUGAAACUGUAUGUGUAUAACACAGACACCGAUAAUUGUCGAGAAGUGAUAAUCACACCAAAUUCCGCUUGGGGAGGAGAAGGCAGCCUAGGGUGUGGCAUUGGAUACGGCUACUUACACCGAAUACCUACUCGCCCAUUUGAAGAGGGAAAGAAGAUUUCUCUUCCAGGACAGAUGGCCAAUGCACCCAUCACACCCCUGAAAGAUGGAUUUACAGAGGUUCAGUUGACUUCGGUUAAUCCUCCGUCUACAUUAGCACCUGGAACAGCAGGAAUUGAACAGACUUUACCCGGACUUUCUCUUGGCGCAACCCCUUCAAAUGUCAAUAAUGUCCUCAAUACAGGUGUCCCAACAGUUCCAUUAUUGCCAUCACAAGUGACCCAAUCCAUCCCACCAGUGCCACCACUGAACCCAGCAACAACGUUACCAGGUCUGAUGACUUUACCAACAGGACUUCCAAACCUGGCCAAUCUCAACCUCCCCGCCCCACACUUAAUACCCGGGGCCGGCUUACCGGAAAUAAUGCAUCCUGGCUUGCCCCCACUUCCACCUCUGCCUCCCCUUAACUACGCUGGAAUCACCCCUCUGCCCCUGACUCCUGAUUGUCUUCCACUCUUCCCCGUGGGGCCCGAGGUGUCUCCUGCGGCACCGGCCGAGCUCCUGUCCUCUCUUCCUCAAGUAGGCAGCUUACCUUCCGAGCCUGUCUCUUCCCCAGCCAGAUUAGAACAGUCCUCUCCCCUCUCCUUGGAUACUGCUACUCCCACUUCAAAGGCGGUUUCCACUGUCGAAGAGAGAGGGAAUGAACCCAGCACGGUCAGUGAAAAGCCAGUUUCCGCAGUCACGGAUGCAAGUGCGUCUGAGUCACCUUAACUCCGAACCAUUUCUUUUGGCUUGGUAUAUUUAUUUAGCCACAGGAGCGUGUUUGAAAAAAUGCAGACUAUCAUUAAUUUCAUACUAGUUUGUACCGUCUCUGUAGGAGCCUUGUAAAUAAUUCUAAGGGUAUAAAGAUAUAAGCGAAGCCCUUGAGCUUUAUGCGGUGGAGGGUGGGAUACAAAAAAGUUCCUUUGCUCAACAUCAACCAGACAUGAAGGUGAAAGGUAGCCAGGCAAUGUAGGCUUCCACUGCCAAAUUUGCAGCUGCCCAUCGCAGGCAUAGGCUGAGAACUGAAGUCUCCAAAGCCCUUCCAGCAGCUCUAAGGAAAUGAAACUGUGGAUGUGGCACCUGCAUUGUUUCCUGUGUGUGUAAACAACUUGAAAGAAUAACCACAUCACUACUGCCCGGUGGCAGAGUAAACAACACUAGGUAUAUUUUAACAUUUACAAGGGACAUUCAACUCAAGAUGUUUCAGUUACACGAUGGGCACUGUUGUUAAUUGAGCGUCUUUUUUUUUUUUAAUCCAGCCUGUGCACCAAUCAACCUCUGUUUUGAGCUCUUAAGAUUACUCAGACAACAUUUUGUAACUGCUGCUGCUGCUGUGUUGCUUUCCAAGUCCACUCUAAAAUGGCAUUUGAAAGAAAAUAAAGGAAAGGCUGUGCAGUUUCAAACCAGAAGAUGGCACUUGAGCCUCUUUGUAAAAUAAUACCUAUAUUGGGGCGACACGCAUACAGCAAUAAAUGACUGUAAUUUUA